UGAAAUAUAGACACUUCCACCCAUUUGCACCGCCAUUUCGACCGGCCGGGGCAGUAGUGUACUACGUAUACUGUAUACAGUUCCCGAUCGACGCGUGCAUGGCGGCGAGCCUUCUGUCCCACGUCGUGUCCGAUCUCUGCAUCGGCAAGCCGCCGGCGCGCGUGCUGCCGCCGUCCACUCCCGUCGCGGCCGCCCUCGCCGCGCUCCGCACCGGAGAUGACCCCUUCGUCUUCGUCGUCGACGCUGAUGAGGCGCUCCGCCACUCCCGCGGGAAGAAGAUCGCCGCGGGGUGCGUCGUCGUCAAGGUUAGCGUCGCGGACGUGCUCUGCUACGUGUGCGGCGACGCGGACAACCUCAGCGACCCCGCGGCCGCGCUCGGCCGGCCCGUGUCCGCGCUCGCGGCGGCCGUGCACGCUGGUGGUGGCGAUCAUCACGGCGCCGCCCUCCGCGUCGACUCGCUCACAAGCCUGCUCGACGCCAUUGACGCGCUGCUGAGCAACGACGCUCAGACCCUGCUCGUCCCGCUCCACGCGCACGCCGCCCGCAGCAGGAAGCACCACCACGUACACGUCUCCGGCUGCUCCCCGGCCAACCCCGCCGCCGCCACUGACUACUGCGUGCUGACGCGGGAAGACAUCGUCCGCCACCUCUUCAGCUACUCCAUCUCCCUGUUCGCCCCCGUCGCGGCGCGCACCGUCGCCUCCCUCGGCCUCGUCCGCCGGGACGUGCACGCCGUGCACGCAGACGACGACGCGCUCGACGCCAUCCCGCUCCUGCGGAGAUCCAUCGCGGACGGCACCGCCGUGGCCGUCGUCGCCGAUGACGACGCCCUGGUCGGCGAGAUCUGCCCCGGAGUUCUCGGCUCGUGCGACAUCGAGUCGGCGUCCGCGGCCUUCGCCGCGCUCUCCGCCGGCGACGUCAUGACGUACAUAGACUGCUCGUUGUCUCCGCCGGAGUUCUUGCUUCGCUCCAUCAGGGCGCAGCUCAAGGGCAGGGGCAUGGACGCCAUGGCCGACCUCAUGGACGCCGCGGACGACGCUGCCUCGUCUCUGCCGUUAUCCCCAUCGUCUUCCUCGUCGGCAUCGUCCGACGAGGACUCACCUUUUGGGCGUGCGCGGCGCGCAAGGAGGUCGUCGUCGGGAAGCUUCAGGUGGAGGUCGACGAAGGACGUCGCCGCAUGCCAUGCUGGGAGCUCGCUGGUGGCAGUCAUGGCGCAGGCUCUUGCGCACCGAGUCGGGUACGUCUGGGUCGUCGACGAGGUCAGCGGCGCGCUAACCGGAGUCGUGAGCUUCGGAGAUGUACUUGCGGUGCUCCGGGAGCAUCUCCGUGAUGGUGAUACGCAGAUGAACUGACGAAUUAGCAGUUCAUUUGCAGUUUUGCACAUGUGCAAGUGUAAAUUACACGAGACAUGAGAUAAAUUUGGCCCAUGAGCCACGGACUUCCUUUUCUCGAGUCCAGCCCGUAAAA
This is a messenger RNA of Oryza sativa Japonica Group (Japanese rice), 1467 nucleotides long. RefSeq names its product CBS domain-containing protein CBSX5. The record is from RefSeq and is a predicted model, not a curated record. NCBI's taxonomy places the organism in Eukaryota, Viridiplantae, Streptophyta, Magnoliopsida, Poales, Poaceae. Gene Ontology annotation, cellular component: cytoplasm; nucleus.